AUGGUGUCCAACAUAGAUGUUAUUGAUUCAAAAGUUCAAACUUCUCAAAUCGAAGGGUACAAGAUACUUCUUGAACAAUUUCACUUGGAGUCAAAUAUGCAUUGGAGAUUUGAAACAGUUCAGCAUAUCUUUAAGCAAUCGAGUAAUGAAACCGACGACACGAAAUUUGACUACUUGAAGGAAAACUUUGGAAUAGAAGUAUCCUGGGACGAAAUUAACGAUAAGUUAGUAAAGUUAAACAACAAGGCUGAAGAAAAUGAAGUGUAUAAAGUCCUCUUUCUUGCUCGACAUGGUGAGGGAUACCACAAUGUCGCGCAUGAAAAAUAUGGUAAUGAUGCAUGGAAUGAAUACUGGAGUAAAUUGAAUGGAGAUGAUGAAAUGAUCUGGGGGCCAGAUGCAGAAUUGACCCAAAAGGGUAGAGGACAGGCUAAGGAUAAUUGGAGAGAGUGGGAAAGGCAGAUUAAAGGAGCAAAUGCUCCGAUCCCGACCAAAUUUUACUCAUCGCCAUUAUCUAGGUCCAUCGAUACUUUGAUACUCACGUGGGAGAAAAUUGUAGAUUUAGCAAGAUUAAAGCCUUUGAUUAAAGAAAAGAUAAGGGAAACGAUUGGAGUACAUACAUGUGACAAGAGAUCCAGUAAAUCCAUUUUGCAGUCGAAAUAUUCUGAAUUGGGAUUCCAAUUCGAAGCAGAUUUUGCAGAGGAAGAUAUUUACUUCAAGCCAAAUGUUAGAGAAAGUGUUAGCGAGCAUGCAUUAAGAUUAAACAAGGCAUUCCAAGAAAUAUUUAACGAGAAUGGUAAGGAAAACCCUUAUAUAUGCAUUACUAGCCAUUCUGGGACAAUCAGAGCAAGCUUAUUGGCAUUGGGUCACCGUGAGUUUUCGGUGGGGACUGGUGGAAUGAUCCCUGUGUUUGUCAAGGCUACGAGAGGAGAUAGAAUAAACAAAAGUAAAGUGUAA
Molecule: messenger RNA, 954 nt
Organism: Dujonia railenensis
Lineage: Eukaryota; Fungi; Ascomycota; Pichiomycetes; Serinales; Debaryomycetaceae
Source: the annotation of a GenBank genome assembly